GUCGCGCCCAGGGAGGGCAACAAUUCGAUUCUGCUGCUGGAUUCAGACUGGGCACAGCAGUGGGAAGAGACAGGGCAGGACUGGGUAUGCAGGGGUUCUGGGGAGAGUGCCAAGAGGGGGCUCUGGGUGGACUCUCAUGUAGGGGCAGAGCCUUUGCUCCUCCUGCCCCAACCCUCCCAGGCCCUUCCCAUGGGUCUCUAGGUCUCCUGGGUUUCCUGGAAAGACGAGGACUGUGGUGGCUGGACUGGGAAGGGCCCUGGGCCAUCACUGGGCACUCGCCCUUCCUUCCCACAGUGACACCCUCUGACUGCUAUGUGACCCUCUGGCUGCCCACGGCUGCCAGCCACAUACUCCAGACCCGCACAGUGAAGAACAACAGAAACCCCGUCUGGAAUCAGAGCUUUCACUUCCGAAUCCACAGCCAGCUCAAGAACAUCGUGGAACUAAAAGUCUUUGAUCAGGACCUUUUGACCAAAGAUGAUCCGGUGUUGUCAGUGCUGUUUGACGUGGGGACUUUGCGGGCUGGAGAGUUCCGGCGUGAGAGCUUCUCGCUGAGCUCUCAGGGCGGGGGCUGCCUGGACGUGGAAUUUCAGCUCCGGAGGCUGUCAGACUGUGCCGAGCAGCUCGUCAGCAAUGGCAUCCUGGUGGCCCGGGAGCUGUCCUGCUUGCACGUUCAACUGAAGGAGGCAGGGGGCGAGACGUGGUCAAAGGGCAGAGUUCAGCUUGUGGUUCCAGGGUCCUGCGAGGGCCCGCAGGAGGUCUCUGUGGGCUCUGGGUCCUUCCACUUCCACUUCCCGGCCUGCUGGAAGCAGGAGUUGAGCAUCCAUCUGCAGGAUGCCCCCCAGGAGCAACUGAAGGUGCCCCUGAGUACCCUGCCCUCUGGCCAGCUGGUGAGGCUCGUCUUUCCUACAUCUCAGGAGCCCCUGAUGAAGGUGGAGCUGAAGAAAGAAGAAGGACCAAGGGAGCCGGCCGUGCGGCUGGGCUUUGUGCCCUGCGCCGAGGAGCAGGCCUUCCUGAGCAGGCGGAAGCAGGUGGUGGCGCGGGCCCUGAAGCAGGCCCUGCAGCUGGACGGAGACCUGCAGGAGGAUGAGAUCCCUGUGGUAGCCAUUAUGGCUACUGGUGGUGGGAUCCGGGCAAUGACGUCUCUGUAUGGGCAGCUGGCCGGUCUGAGGGAGCUGGGCCUCCUGGAUUGCAUCUCUUACAUCACAGGGGCCUCUGGCUCCACCUGGGCUUUGGCCAAUCUCUAUGAGGACCCAGAGUGGUCUCAGAAGGACCUGGCAGGACCCACUGAGUUGCUGAAGACCCAGGUGACCAAGAGCAAGUUGGGUGUGCUGGCCCCCAGCCAGCUGCUGCGGUAUCAGCAGGAGCUGGCCGAACGUGCCCGCCUGGGCCAUCCGCCCUGCUUCACCAACCUGUGGGCCCUCAUCAACGAGGCGCUGCUGCAUGAUGAGCCCCAUGACCACAAACUCUCAGACCAGCGGGAGGCCUUGAGUCGUGGCCAGAACCCUCUGCCUAUCUACUGUGCCCUCAACACCAAGGAGCAGAAUCUAAGCACCUUUGAGUUUGGGGAGUGGUGCGAGUUCUCCCCCUACGAGGUCGGUUUCCCCAAGUACGGGGCCUUCAUCCCCUCCGAGCUUUUCGGCUCUGAGUUCUUCAUGGGGCGCCUGAUGAAGCAGCUACCCGAGUCCCGCAUCUGCUUCCUGGAAGGCAUCUGGAGCAACCUCUAUGCAGCCAACCUCCAGGACAGCUUGUACUGGACCUCGGAGCCUGGCCAGUUCUGGGACCGCUGGGUACACAGUCAGGCCACCCUGGACAAGGAGCAGGUCCCUCUUCUGAAGAUAGAAGAGGCUCCCACUUUGGCCGGCAGGAUAGCCGAGUAUUUUACUGACCUUCUGACACGGCGCCCACUUGCCCAGGCCACCCACAAUUUCCUGCGUGGCCUCCAUUUCCACAGGAACUAUUUUGAGCAUCCUCAUUUCUCUGCCUGGAAAGCCACCAAACUGGAUGGGCUCCCCAACCAGCUGACGCCUGUGGAGCCCCACCUUUGCCUGCUGGAUGUCGGCUACCUCAUCAACACCAGCUGCACGCCCCUCCUGCAGCCUACGCGGGACGUGGACCUCAUCCUGUCGCUCGAUUACAACCUCCAGGGAGCCUUCCAGCAGCUGCAGCUCCUGGGCCGCUUCUGCCAGGAGCAGGGGAUCCCGUUCCCGCCCAUCUCGCCCAGCACCGAGGAGCAGAGCCAGCCCCGGGAGUGCCACUUGUUCUUGGACCCCCACCAGCCCGAGGCCCCUGCCGUGCUGCACUUCCCUCUGGUCAAUGACUCCUUCCGGGAGCACUCGGCCCCUGGGGUUCAGCGGACACCUGAGGAGAAGGCCGCUGGGGAGGUGAACCUGUCUUCACCCGGCUCCCCUUACCACUACUCGAAGGUCACCUACAGUCCGGAGGACGUGGACAAGCUGCUCCACUUGACACGCUACAACAUCUGCAACAACCGGGAGCAGCUGCUGGGGGCCCUGCGGGGGGCUGUGCAGCGGCGGCGGCAGCAGCGCAGGCGGCACCAGCCCUAGUGAUGGUGGCAGGAGAGGUGCCUGCCCGACUCCCCCCCGAUCUUUUUCACUUCCAGGCUGCUGUUUGAGUUGGGGCAAAGACCGUCAUCCCCAGGAGUCUCAGAGCUUGCGAAGGCUCCACUAACAGGUGUGCCCAGUAUCCCCGAUGUGGCACUGAAGAUCCCACCAGCUCUGCUGUAGAAUCCUCGGGGCCGGUCAGGGUUUAAACGGGCAUGGGCUGUCAGGCCUGCCCGCCUCAGGUCCAAAGGGGGGACGGUGGCUGGAGCCCACAGUGGUGACCACAGUUCUGCAAGAGCUCAAAACCCAGCGUCUCUGUUCCCUUCUUGCCCCCUCUUCCCCCCAGCCCCCCUCCCCCGCCCUGCCACGAGUCAUUGUAUCGCGUGAAAUAGAGCACUUUAUGGAUUAGGGGCUCAUGCAAACACAAGCGUUAUCUGAGGUGAUCUGUCAUUGCUGCCCUGAAGGGCCUUGUCCAGGCUGUUGUAUACACAGUGAGGUGCCUGGGAGUGUCCACUGCGGCAGCCCUGGCCCUGCCCAGGUGAGCAGACUCUGCUAACCCCCUGUCCUCUGUACCUCAGGAUGAGGCCAGAGGGCUGCUUACUGUCACAUGCUAGGGUGACCAGCAUGGGACCAGAUGAGCCAAGGAAAGUAGCAGCAGGGCCAGACCUGUUGGGAGGGCUGGGAGGUGUCACUAGUUUUGGGCCCUGGUGCCCCAGGCCUGCCUUGGAAUCCUCUCCCUCCUCCCUACACGCGCGUGGAAUGUGGCUGUAGGGAGCUGGCAGGCAGCUGUAGGCGUGACCUGUGUGUGCGGUGGGUGGGAGAUGGCCCGCCCUGCCCUGGGCACAGUUCGGGUAGUCACAGAGAAGACCUUUCCAAAUAUAAGCUGGCCUAGGCCACAACUGCCCUUGCCGUUUGGAGGAAGAAAAAGAUAGUGAAGGGUAAUCGGUACAGGAAGACAAGCACUUGGAGAGAGGAAGUUAGAGGUAUGUGCUACUCCGAAGCCUGCGAUGGCUUUGUUACUAAGAUGUGUUAUGCUUGCAGCCCAUGAACUCUAACCCUGGAGUGGGUUACACACAGGUUUUCCAAAUGUUUUGGAUGUUUGCAUAUCGCCAGAUUAUUUCUGUGACUAAGCAUGUAAUUUUUCUUUAUGCAUCUUAGUACUGCUGAAAACUCCUAGGACUGUUAACAAAUUCCUUUGAAGAAAACCAAAAUAGUGGCCAGUCAAAUGCUGUGUGCUGAUUUUCAUUUUGCAAUUGCGUUAUUCUGUUUGCUCUGCUUAGUUCUGUUUUAUUCACUCUUGCUGAGGCACAGAUUUCAGUUCUCUUUGGGGUGAAGUAUUUUCCAGAACCGGUAUAAAAGUAGCCAAAAUAAAACUUU
This is a messenger RNA of Talpa occidentalis (Iberian mole), 3941 nucleotides long. RefSeq names its product phospholipase A2 group IVB (gene PLA2G4B). Gene Ontology annotation, molecular function: calcium-dependent phospholipid binding; calcium ion binding. Lineage: Eukaryota; Metazoa; Chordata; Mammalia; Eulipotyphla; Talpidae. Gene Ontology annotation, cellular component: cytosol. The coding region runs from base 87 to 2567 and encodes 826 amino acids. The record is from RefSeq and is a predicted model, not a curated record. The transcript has 18 exons. Gene Ontology annotation, biological process: glycerophospholipid catabolic process.